AUGAGAUGAGAUGAGAUGUGGAGAGAUGAGAUGUGGAGAGAUGAGAUGUGAUGAGAUGAGAUGUGGAGAGAUGUGAUGAAAUGUGAUGAGAUGAAAUGAAAUUUCACAGUUUCUAUUAUGAGCAAGCAAGAGAUCCCCAAGCUCCCUGAGACGAUUCAUCUGGGUGACACCAGAGUGUGUACUAUUUACAUUUACAACAUUUGUCAGACGCUCUUAUACAGAUUGACUUGCAUUUUUAUCUUAUUUUAUGAAACUGAGGGUUAAGGACCUUGCUCAAGGACCUAGCAGCAGCAGCAGCAGCUUGGUGGACCUGAGAUUCAAACUCACAACCUUCCAAUCAGAAACGUUAUCAACUCUACCAGAAGGCAUCCAGACGGAUAAGGCAGUGUGCACGCUGGCUCCGGCUCGUGGCCAUGCAGAGGGGCGACUGCUUCAGCUUUUAUUCCGCAGAUAUAACAAACUCUCACGUCCUGUACAGAACAUCUCAGAUGUGGUUCUGGUUCAAUUCGGACUUUCCAUCGCACAGCUCAUUGAUGUAGAUGAAAAGAAUCAAAUGAUGACCACCAAUGUUUGGGUGAAACAGGAAUGGAGUGAUUACAAGCUGCGCUGGAACCCUGAGGAGUUUGAGAAUGUCACUUCCAUCCGAAUUCCCUCUGAGCUCAUCUGGAGACCUGAUAUUGUUCUCUACAACAACGCUGAUGGAGAUUUCGCUGUGACUCAUUUGACCAAAGCCCAGGUGUUCCAUGAUGGCAGAGUGAAAUGGAAGCCUCCUGCCAUAUACAAGAGCUCCUGCAAUAUUGAUGUCACGUUCUUCCCUUUUGAUCAGCAGAACUGUAAGAUGAAGUUUGGCUCAUGGACAUAUGACCGAGCUAAGAUCGAUUUGAUCAACAUGGACAGCAAUGUGGACCAAAUGGACUACUGGGAGAGUGGUGAGUGGGUCAUCAUCAACGCUGUGGGAAAGUACAACAGCAAGAAAUAUGAAUGCUGCACAGAAAUCUACCCAGACAUCACAUACUACUUCAUCAUCCGACGUCUCCCUCUGUUCUACACCAUCAAUCUGAUCAUCCCAUGCUUGCUGAUAUCGUGCUUGACCGUGCUUGUGUUCUACCUGCCCUCGGAGUGUGCCGAGAAAAUCACGCUGUGCAUUUCGGUGCUCCUUUCACUCACUGUCUUCCUCCUGCUCAUCACAGAAAUCAUCCCUUCUACCUCACUGGUCAUCCCACUCAUUGGUGAGUACCUGCUCUUCACCAUGAUCUUUGUCACUCUUUCCAUCAUCAUCACCGUUUUUGUGCUGAACGUGCACCACCGCUCAUCCCGCACGCAUCGGAUGCCCCAUUGGGUCCGUCAGCUUUUUCUUCACCAUGUACCACGGUACCUUUUCAUGAAACGUCCACCUGCUGCUGGAAAGAGGAACUGCCGCAAGCUGAUCGAAAUGAUGCACAGGCCAAUGGCACAGCAGCCCAUGCAGCAGGGUAACCCUGCCAUGGCCAUGCCCCUUGAUCUUUCUGCCCCAUCGUGUGCAAUACAGCGAGAAGUAGCAUCCAAAUCUCCUCUUUUCUGCAGCUCUCCCAGCAGUCAGUACUCCAUCCUUCAAGAGGACUGCACACACAACACUAACCUCACUCCUGGACCCACAUGCACUCAUUUAAACACCUCCACUUCCUCAAGCUCUUCGUUGUCUCCAGAUGCAGCUCUUGGGCCUCUGCUUCAAACAAUAGCUUUGAGUGAGGUUUGUGAAUUUCAGUGCCACAGCGCAGAGAGUGUAUUUGUGGACACUACAGUGGGUGAGACUGAAACUCUUUGGCAUUGUCAUAAGCACAAGGAGACGAGUAUACAGACAUACUUCACUGCAGAGAGAGGUCAAAGUACAGGUGCUUGUGUGAGACCCAAGGUACAGAGCUCUCAAAUCUUAAGCCCUAACUGCAGGAAAGAAUCCAAGCUGGAGGAAACCAAAUUUCCAGAGUCACAGUCACUUCUGAGGGCCCUCGAGGGAGUCCAGUACAUUGCAGAUCAUCUCAGAGCUGAGGAUUCAGACUUUUCGGUAAGAGAAGACUGGAAAUAUGUUGCCAUGGUGAUUGAUAGAAUAUUUCUCUGGAUGUUUGUGCUGGUGUGUAUCUUGGGGACGGCUGGACUGUUUCUACCUCCUUGGUUGGCUGGAAUGAUCUAGAACCUGACAUGGAGCUCAACAUUGGACAAGUCACCCAGACACUUCCAACGUCCUUCUCCGUAUCCAAUGUUUUCGUAACACAGGAUCACGUUGCAAUGUCCGGAAUGUCCGAUAGAACGAUGAAGCAUUUAUUUUUUCCAAGGUCAGCUUAUAUUUCCUUGAAAUGCUUUCAGGGCAAAAAAAUGAUUUAUUCCGGUCACAAAUAAUCUGCUGUGCUGCCUCCUGAACCGCUCCUCUGUCUAUGUAUUAUCCAGUAUAAAUUUAAAAUCUGUACCAAUUAUAACCACAUGCCUUUACAUUGUUUAUUAUAUAUAUU
This is a messenger RNA of Tachysurus fulvidraco (yellow catfish), 2483 nucleotides long. RefSeq names its product cholinergic receptor, nicotinic, alpha 4b (gene chrna4b). Bases 248 to 2167 code for a protein of 639 amino acids. The transcript has 7 exons. Gene Ontology annotation, cellular component: postsynaptic membrane; neuron projection; synapse. NCBI's taxonomy places the organism in Eukaryota, Metazoa, Chordata, Actinopteri, Siluriformes, Bagridae. The record is from RefSeq and is a predicted model, not a curated record. Gene Ontology annotation, molecular function: transmembrane signaling receptor activity; acetylcholine-gated monoatomic cation-selective channel activity. Gene Ontology annotation, biological process: regulation of membrane potential; chemical synaptic transmission; monoatomic ion transmembrane transport.